This is a messenger RNA of Serpula lacrymans var. lacrymans S7.9, 2177 nucleotides long. RefSeq lists its product as uncharacterized. The record is from RefSeq and is a predicted model, not a curated record. Bases 123 to 2087 code for a protein of 654 amino acids. The transcript has 4 exons. Gene Ontology annotation, biological process: positive regulation of transcription by RNA polymerase II. Lineage: Eukaryota; Fungi; Basidiomycota; Agaricomycetes; Boletales; Serpulaceae. Gene Ontology annotation, molecular function: metal ion binding; transcription cis-regulatory region binding.
GAUUCUCAUGGUGGUUUGCUAUUCACUUGGCAAGGACGCUUCCGACGAAAGACGGCGAGAAAUCAGACACACAAAUACCUGUUUACAACGAAACUCUACAACACUGUACAGAAUCUUCACUGAUGACAUCUCCAAUCAGCUCCUCAAGACAACAAGGGCAGACGACGAAACGCCCAGCGAAGAUGGCUUCAUCUCCAUCCCUCAGCCAUCUCCUGAACUUCACUUUACCUCCAAGGCAAGCGCAACCACCAAGCCUACCUAGAAGAAGCAAAAAGGCGUGUACUCAACAGGGUGUGUGGAACAAGGAAAGAUUCGUUAAUGCGCAAUAUCGGUUUGUGAUGAACCCUACUGGUGACUACACCGCCCACUUUGCUGAUCCAGACAUUUUCUUCCAAUGGCACGAUAUUUUGCAAGUCCUCAUACCGCGCUCUUCUGCUCUCGCAUCCGUUUCUUCCGCAGGAGCAACAUAUAACGAGAAAGAAGGCCUGACAACUUGUCCUAUCUGUCUUUCCCCCCCAACGGUUCCUCGACUCACCAAAUGCGGUCAUGUAUUUUGCUUCCCCUGCAUUCUCCAUUACUUGAGCACGUCAAAUAAUCCCAAGUGGGCACGAUGUCCUAUCUGUUUCGAUUCCGUAAACGCGAAAGAGCUCAAAUGCGUCAAAUGGUAUGAUGCGCCCAUCCACGUUGAAGGUGAUGACCAGGAUGACCAGGAAUUACCACCGGAAGGAUCGUCUUUGGCUAUGGCCCAAUCUGGCCUUGCCGGGAUACCUCUUACAGGCUCUCUAUUGCGCAUGCGUCUCAUGCAGAGACCUUAUAUCACUACACUAGCUCUUCCUCGGUCCUACACCUGGCCAUCGGAUCUUAUUCCUCCCCACCAAGCCCCUUUGCAUUUCUUGCCAGAUGUCUACAACUAUGCCAAAUUCAUGCUUGCUACCCCGGAUUAUCUCAUUUCAGACCUUUUGAAAGACCUAAAUAUCCUAGCUGCCGAACGCAGAAUGAUAGUCGGUUUUGGUGACGAGCUCAGUCUAUCCUUCAUGGAUGCAGCAGAGGAGAAUCUACGUCACCAGAUUGCUAAAGCAGCUGCCUUGGAAACGUCUCAGUUGAAGGAUGCGGUCGAUAAGGCUAUAAGGGAUCAGCGUGAGAUAGAAGAUCGCUUUUCGUUGUUGGUGCGACGCGGACAGCAAGAACCCUCAGACCUCCUGGAAGAUAUUCCAGAAGCCUUUCUCGCUAUGCAAGGCAACUUAGGAUUCAACGUUGGUAAGGAUCUAAUGCGCUUGGCGCCCGCAUGGACAACGCCUGACUCCACCAUCAAUCUCCCCCAUCGAUCCCCAGCUGCCCUCAAUCGCGAUCCCAAGCAACGUCGAAAUCUGAAUCCUCCACCACCAUCGACGCAGACAUAUUAUUACUAUCAAGGGGCAUCCGGACUUCCUGUAUUCUUACAUCCCUUGGAUAUCAAGAUCCUAUUUUCGCACUUUCAUAGUUAUUCUUCAUUCCCAGAUGAUAUUACUAUCCGUGUGGAAUCUGUUUCUGAAGGCACCGUGGGUGACGAUUUACGGAAGCGAUGUAAAUAUUUGGCCCAUAUGCCCGAAGGGGCAGAUGUUGUGUUUGUCGAAGCUGAUCUCGAGGGUAUUGUCGGUCAUGAGGGCCUCAAGAAUUUUGAGGGACUUCUGAAGACUAGGAGAGCACGCAGAAGUGAAAAGGAGAAAAAGGACGACCGUGCUCGUGCUCGCGCUGAGGAACGGGAGAAGGACAGGAUUGUGGCAUCAUCGAGUUAUAACUUCUCUCCAAUGCACACGUUCAUAGCUCCUGAGGAAUCACAGGAAUCAUCGGAGCUUUCACCAAUACCGCCUCAGCCGGUUGGUACGUGGGGAACGAGGACUUUUGCGUCUGCAUUACAUGCAACGCCUUCAGGAAUGCCUAUGCGGACACCUUCUUCGUCAGCGCAGCGCACGCCCAGACAGGGCGACGAUGACGGGGAUAUGAAUAUCGCGUGGCAUGAAAUAGAACAGAGAGCUAGAGGCGACGGUGGUCGAAAGAGGGGCAGCAAAAGGGUGGUGUUAGGUGGGAACGGAGGGCGAAGACGUUAGCUAUGAUUGAAUAAUCCAUGCGUAAUUGUGGUGCGGGUAUGGUUUGUGUCAUUGUAAAAUAAAAACGACGAAAAUGAAGGUGUCAGUGAA